CUCUGCGCUGUCAUCACGCACUUAUUUUUAGCUCCUCCUAUUAUCACAGUUUGUUUUGGUCUUCACUUUCACUAACCUAUCUUGGAUGUCGCUUAGUUAAAAACAAAAUUCUACGUUUACUACGGGCAGAAAUUAAGCAAUGGAUAAAUCGGUAGAUCUGCAGCACUACUAUCUGGAGCUGUCUCCGGAGCCGGUGCGUUUUGAUGCCGUCAGUCAAUUAACGAACGUAUUUUUCGACGAUGCAAAACAGCAGGUAUUUGCCGUCCGCUCGGGCGGGGCAACCGGAAUCGUGGUGAAAAGCGCAACCGAUGGCCAGAACAUAUCGUUCUGCAUGGAGGAUCGUGGCACGAUUCGGUCGAUCAAGUUCUCCGCUGACAAUCAGGUGCUGGCCGUGCAGCGGAAUGACACAUCGGUUGAGUUCGUUCCGUUUAAUGCUAACAACCAGCCAAACGUGCCGGAAAUGUUGACCCACCAGGGAAAGAACAUCAUCUACGGAUUUGUGUGGGUACAGGAGCGACAGGUGGCACUGAUUUCUAAAGCUGGAGUGGAAAUAUUUCAGCUGAAUUUCGAGAAGCGAACUUUGAAAUCUGUUAAAUCACUAAACAUUACCGUCAAUUGGUUUAGUUUCUGUCCCACCUCUAACUUUGCUUUGUUAUCUUCGAACAUGGGAACGAUACUAACACCAGUAAUCUUGAAGGCUUCUACGAUCACGAAGCUUCCGCGACUGGAGUUGGGAACGAGCCAGGGUUGCUCUGGCCGAGAUGUUACACUAGCUCAGUUAUAUGGAACAAACGCAAUCAUGAUUCUGAGACAACUGCAAAAUCGUCAGUUCGAGGUGGUCAUUUAUCUGCUCAACGGACCUGGUUUAGCUCCGAAAAAGUCUCACAUCCUGCGAUUAGGACAGAGUGGACGCUUUGCGAUGAACAUCGUCGACGAUGUGGUAGUGGUUCACCAUCAAGCCUCGGCGACAUCCAUGCUGUUCGACAUUGCCCUAGGUGGAGCAGAAACAGAAGUCGGCUCCGGCGCCGUCAUUCACCAACCCAUCAUUCCUGCUAAGACUAUCAAACCAUACACACUGGAGGUGCCGAGCAUGUCGUUGGACGGGAAAACUAUCAAUUGUGAUCUUUAUUCCCAGCAUUGGGUCUUGUUUCAACCGAACAUUGUCAUUGACGCCAAACUUGGCUGUCUAUGGCACGUACUGCUUAAACUCAACUCACUUUGUGCCCUGAUAACCGACCGUUUUCGUCUGGUGGAGUUCCUGUUGCAAAGAACAGAGGGAAAACCAGUUCUAUUGAACGUCUUGAAAGAGAUGAUGAGUGUUAACUAUAGCGGAACUAUGCUACCGGUGAUUGAGAGUAUCUUCAACAAACUUAACUGUCUCUAUAAAAGUGUUCUGGAUAACGAACUUCAAAGUCAGAUGGCUUUGAUGGCUCUUUCUACCAAAUCACAAUCGUCGAAAUUAUCACCAGUGCCGCGAGUUAUUGUCGAUCAGUCCGAUGCGUACACUGGAGUUUUUUCAUCGAUUACCGACACCGAACAGCUAGGAAAGAUUCUUCUGCUGUAUCUGCAUUCCUUGGCCCGGAAUGGUAUAACCGCUAAUCCCGAGCUCAGCAAGCAAAUCGUCAUCGAUCUUGUCCGUAACAAACAGUUCGACACCCUGCACCAGCUUCUCAAAUAUUCCGCCUUAAAUGAAUCUAAACCGUUGGCUUGUUUUCUACUUUCUCUGUCCAACUCCGACCCAUCUAUCUCGCAGAUGGCACUCGAUAUGCUGGCCAGACUGAACGCUAACGAAAUCAUUCUGGAAGUGCUGCUCGAGAAAGGCCAAGUGGUGGAAGCACUUCGAAUCGCCAAACAGAUGCCCGGAGCGGAUUCGCUCCCGGCCCGAAAGUAUCUGGAGGCGGCCUACAAAACCAAGGACCCACUAGUCUUUCACUCGGUCUAUAAUUUUUUCCAAGCCAAGAACGUGAGAUUACGUGGAUCGCCUGACUUUUUGAAACAUGAACAAUGUACUGAAUAUGUGCAGUAUUAUCAGACAUUGAUUAGCACACAGUGCCUGUAGUAUUAAAAUUGAAUUUGUU
Molecule: messenger RNA, 2078 nt
Organism: Wyeomyia smithii (pitcher-plant mosquito)
Lineage: Eukaryota; Metazoa; Arthropoda; Insecta; Diptera; Culicidae
Gene: Bulli
Product: regulator of MON1-CCZ1 complex
Exons: 5
Coding region: 140-2059 (639 amino acids)
Biological process (GO): regulation of autophagy
Cellular component (GO): late endosome membrane; Mon1-Ccz1 complex; lysosomal membrane
Source: RefSeq, a predicted model, not a curated record